AGUGAUAAUUGAGAUUGUCACCGGUGAUACCGGAAGUCUCCUCUACGUAGUAUGUAGCGUCCUAAACAACCGGCCAAGAAUGUCUUCAAAUAGGAAUAUAAAGUCGAAAGAAAAUACGGUCCUGACAGCAGCUGCCCUCCAAGAUCACCUUGUCAAGUCUCUGGGACUGGGUGACUUUAUCGGGCCUCGUCAUGUGGGAACCGGGCCAGCAGCGAAAGCAAGGGCGAAGAAAGACAUCAAAUCCACCAUCGAUACUGGCAGAUUUGGAAGAAAUCAUCCUGUGAAAAAGAAGGUUGAGAAAGACCGGGAGUAUGUGCUGGACCCCAAACCACCGCCCCUCACACUUGCUCAGAAGUUUGGCUUAGUCGAGGCCCCUGCACAGCCUCUCACAGAGAAUGAAUGGCAGGUGGCGAAAACCAAAUCCAACCAGCGAGAUGACUCUAAGAUGCCAUGUGUUAUAUGCAAGGAGGAUUUUGGAUUCCAAGAACAGGUGCUGCUGUCUUGUACACAUGUUUUUCACAGGGCAUGUUUGCAAGCAUUUGAGCGUUUCACUGGAAGAAAGACAUGUCCAAUGUGCAGACGGGAACAGUACCAGACGAGACUUAUUCACGAGGGAUCUCGACAUCACCUGCACAAAUCCGCUACCAGGAUCCAGGCCUGUUGGCGUGGUUACGUUGUCCGAUGCAUGUACCAGAAGCUGCAAGAGGCAAACCCUCCCAAAGAUCCAAAACUCAGGCAGAAAUUCUAUGAGGAAAAGCUGAGCAGAAUCACAGAGCGGAUGGUUCGUUCAUGUGACUUCAAUGUCGGUGACUUCCUGCGCGAGAUGGACCAGAGCCUUGCUGCCAGUAGAAACGUCUUCCGCGACUUUGAUGCCCGCUUUAAGAUCAUCAGUGAAGAAGAGUGGGAGCAUAUCCAGCUAAAGGCGGUUGAAAGAGCCAAUCAGGACUGCCCGAUCUGCCUUACUGCCCUGGCUACCUGUUCCGACAGUGAAACCACAGGGAAAGACAGGGAACCGGAUGAAAACAAUACUACCCAAACUAAACCCACAAAAGACCGGGAACCAAAUCUGAAAAAUUCUCGGACACAAAAGUUUAGUGCAAAUGCUCAAACAAAAUCCUUACACUCAGAUAAAUCUGUAAACCAUGAUAAAACCAGAGGGACAUCUAAGUCAAAGACAGAUACUAAUAAAAGAAGUAACGAGGAAGACAAAAGUUUAGAAACAGAGAGUGCCGUACGUUCCAUAGGCAAGGAGAGACAGACGGUUCUUCUAUCAUGUUCACACGUAUUUCAUGCCAAGUGUUUAGAGAUGUUUGAGGAGUUAAGUUUGGAGACGAGGAACACUUGUCCUGUGUGUCGAGCAUUGUAUGAGAAAAAAGUCCUGAAUGUCUGAUUGAAAGAUUCACCAAUAAAAAUGACGGUCAUAUCAGAUUUUAAAGAUGUUUUUGCUGUGAUACUUUAUGAAUAUAUAGUGUUUGAAUUUUUAAUGUGAGAAUUUGUCUAUGUUUUGAUUUAAGGUUAAAAAAAAUAAAUAUUGAAUAUGAUAUGUUUUGAUGGUAGGGACAAUUUAAAGUAAAAACAUCAAAUGUCAAGGUCAGGGUCAACCUCACUUUGAAUUAAAUUAAAUUUAAUUGAAAACAUUAUUCAAUGAAGGUACUUGAAUAGACUAUGGCGAUUCCUAGCUAUAUGUAAUCCUAUGUACGUUUGCAUCAAACUGUAUUCAUGUUGGUCUGCACAUUUGCCUAACAACAGGUCAAACUGUAA
Mya arenaria is the source of this 1761-nucleotide messenger RNA. RefSeq names its product RING finger protein 32-like. NCBI's taxonomy places the organism in Eukaryota, Metazoa, Mollusca, Bivalvia, Myida, Myidae. The record is from RefSeq and is a predicted model, not a curated record. The transcript has 9 exons. Gene Ontology annotation, molecular function: protein binding. Bases 80 to 1390 code for a protein of 436 amino acids.